AUGAAUGGUGCAACAUAUAAUGUUAAAUCUACAAUUCGUGUGGUAGAUAAAGUUCCUCCACAGACUGCUUGGUUGAAUAAAUAUCAUCAAGAGAUAUUUGCUAAUCCACUUGUUGAAUUUAAGAGUGCUAAUCUAAUUAAUUCUGCUUCCUGCCAAAAUGCAUUCUCUGAUUCUGAGGGGACAUUUGAUUUUGUGGUUAAUUUUGCAGCAGAGACGAAGACUGGUCAAUCGGAUGCUGUAUACAGGGAAGGAAUCGUUAAACUCAGUAUCAAUUGUGCCAAAGAGUCUUGCAAGCAAAAAGUCAAGAGAUAUGUUGAAAUAAGUUCUGGACAGGUUUAUGCCAAUGAAAAAAUGCCGUCUAAGGAAACUUCAAAGUUGGAUCCAUGGACCACAAUGGGAAAACUGAAGUUAGAAGUUGAGAAGGAACUUUCUUCUUUUUCUGAUCUCAAUUAUAUUGUACUGAGACCCGCCAUUGUAUACGGAAAAGGCGAUAAACAGGGACUUACACCACGACUGGUUGUGGGUGCAGUAUACAAGCAUUUGGGUGAAAUGAUGAAGCUUCUUUGGACUAAAGAUUUGAAAAUGAACACCGUCCACGUAAGUGACGUCAGUCGAGCUGUUUGGCACGUUUGUAUGAAUGGAAAGAAGGGUGAAAUAUAUAAUGUUGUGGAUAAAGGAGAAUCGACACAAGGUAAAAUCAGCAGUAUUAUUUCGGAUAUCUUUAACAUCAAUCAUGAUUAUUUCGGAUCUGCCAUGUCAACAUUUGCAAAGAUGGAUCUAAAUAAUUUAGUGGAAGAAAUUAAUGAUAAACAUCUUGGUCCUUGGGCUGAAGCAUGUGCCAAAGAUGGAAUUUGCAAUACUCCCCUUAAUCCUUACUUACAUUCAGAAUUGCUUAAUGAUAAACAUGUUAACUUGAACGGAAAUAAGUUAGAUGCCACGGGAUUUGUUUAUCAGGUGCCUAGUAUAACUAAAGAAAACUUGAGAGAGGUCAUAGAUGACUAUGUUGAAAUGAACCUCUUUCCCAGGUCACUGGCACUGUGAUCAGUGCUAGAAGAAUUGCUCAAUUAUUUAAGAACUGUUUCAUAGAAAUGUUCUUCCUAGUCACGAAAAAUUGCCAAGAAAUUACAAAUGAAUCGAAAGAGAAUGGAAUGUAUAUUUCUGCUUUUAAAUUAGAAAUAUUUUUCCGAAUUUUUACUAUAGUAUUUUUUUAUGAAUUUCUCUUUCGUAGUGUUGUUGAAUGCUGUAAGAUAUUUUAAAUUUCCAAUAAAAUUAAUUCUUUA
Centruroides sculpturatus (bark scorpion) is the source of this 1280-nucleotide messenger RNA. RefSeq lists its product as uncharacterized. The record is from RefSeq and is a predicted model, not a curated record. Bases 1 to 1041 code for a protein of 346 amino acids. NCBI's taxonomy places the organism in Eukaryota, Metazoa, Arthropoda, Arachnida, Scorpiones, Buthidae. The transcript is spliced from 12 exons.